Molecule: messenger RNA, 1699 nt
Organism: Microtus ochrogaster (prairie vole)
Lineage: Eukaryota; Metazoa; Chordata; Mammalia; Rodentia; Cricetidae
Gene: Mettl6
Product: methyltransferase 6, tRNA N3-cytidine
Source: RefSeq, a predicted model, not a curated record
GGAAAUAGCGGGGGGAGUGCCAUGGGCGGAGAGAACUUCAAUGGGCGCUCCUGGGCAGUAGCUGCCCUAGUCUCAGGAGGUUAACACCUCAGUUGGGAGAUUCGACAGACAGCAUUGUAGUCUGCUGAAGCUUGAAAGUCACCUGGGGACAAUGCACCUGGGAAAACCCCGUGUCCACAGUAUCAGCUCCGAGUGCUCGUCCGGUCAAAGACCAGAGAAUCUUUAGCAGCGUUGAAUGUGUUCCUACCAGCUGCAAUGGCUUCUUUCCAAAGGCAAAGUCUGCAAGCAAGGAUUCUUAGCUCAGAAGAAGAGGACAAGCUGCAAAGAGACCGAGCUUUGGUGUCUGAUUUUAAACAGCAAAAACUGGAAAAAGAGGCUCAGAAGAAUUGGGACCUUUUUUACAAAAGAAACAGUACCAAUUUUUUCAAGGACAGACACUGGACCACCAGAGAGUUUGAGGAGCUGAGAUCAUGUAGGGAGUAUGAAGGUCAAAAAUUGGUUUUGUUGGAAGCUGGAUGUGGAGUUGGGAACUGUUUAUUUCCACUGUUGGAAGAAGAUGUGAAUAUCUUUGCCUAUGCCUGUGACUUUUCUCCAAGGGCAGUUGACUAUGUUAAGCAAAAUCCUUUAUAUAAUACAGAGAGAUGCAAAGUGUUCCAGUGUGACCUCACUAAAGAUGACCUUCUUGACCAUAUCCCACCAGAGUCUGUGGAUGCCGUUACAUUGAUCUUUGUGCUCUCAACUAUUCACCCUGAGAAGAUGCGCCUUGUCUUACUAAAUGUGUACAAGGUACUAAAACCAGGCAGAAGUGUCUUGUUCCGUGACUACGGGCUGCAUGAUCAUGCGAUGCUUAGAUUUAAAGCUGGAAGCAAACUUGGAGAAAAUUUUUAUGUCAGACAAGAUGGAACCAGGUCCUAUUUUUUUACUGAUGAGUUCCUGGCACAGCUCUUUGCAGAUGCAGGUUAUGAGGAAGUGGUGAACGAGUAUGUGUUCCGAGAGACGGUGAAUAGAAAAGAAGGCUUGUGUGUGCCUCGAGUUUUCCUGCAGAGCAAGUUCCGGAAACCGCCAAAAGGUCCAGACCCUGCCACUGACUCUGCUUCACUUUGAAGAAAGAAGUUUUAAUCUACUUUAUAUACUUUUAUAUUCUGAAUUUUUCAAAUUCCAUGCAUAAUUUUUGUAUGGUAAACAAGUGAGGAUUGGGGAGUUGGCUCAGCAGGUAAAGUGUUAUCUGUGCAUGCCUAACCAAGUGUGAACCCCAGGAAUCUGUCUAGGAAAAAAAGGCAGAGUGCUGGAGAGAUGGCUCAGUGGUCAAGAGUGUUGGCUGCUUCUUCAGAGGAUCUGGGUUCAAUUUCCAGCACCCACAUGACAUCUCUAGUUCCAGGGGACCGCUGAGGAUGAAAUGCCCUUUUCUGGCCUCUUCAGAUGGUAUAUAGACAUACGUGCAGGCAAAACACUCAAAAAGAAAAAAUUCAGGUUUGGUAAUAAUCUAUAAUCCAGUACUCCUACCUCAAGAGAAGCAGAGAUAAAAGAAUCAUCUGGAAGCUCUAGGACCAGCCAGCCUGAACGACGCAGUAUGGCAGAGAAGAGGCAAGAGACCUGGCCGCAGAAAGGUAGAGGGUGAGAACCAACUCCUGAGAAUUGUUCUCUGACCUUCACAUGUGCACAGAUGAGUAAAUGAACAGUGAAUAUUUGCACACAUAGA